Molecule: messenger RNA, 1237 nt
Organism: Neomonachus schauinslandi (Hawaiian monk seal)
Lineage: Eukaryota; Metazoa; Chordata; Mammalia; Carnivora; Phocidae
Gene: CENPQ
Product: centromere protein Q
Exons: 9
Coding region: 106-906 (266 amino acids)
Source: RefSeq, a predicted model, not a curated record
GCCCUGUGUGCUUACACUGAGGCCUAGAUUGAGAGACUUGGUUUCCACGAAUUUCAGCAAACCGAUUUUUUGAAGCACUGUUAUAAUUGUUCUGUUUAGAUUAAGAUGUCUAGCAAAGCAAGUUCUUCCAAGAAAAGGUCUCAACAGUUAAAAAGAAACCCAAAAAGAAAAAAUGAUGAUGAGGAAAUGGAGUUACCAGAGAAAAAGGUUAGAAACAUAGCAAAAAAUAAAAAUCCGAAGCAUCUGCCUUCUGAAGGACAAACAGAGCAUACUAAUCUAAAACGGGUUAAGAUAGCAUCCAACAAGAGAAAAACCUGGCAGCCUCUUUCAGAGACUAGUAGAGAGCACUUGCAAACUAUGAUGGACUCAGUAAUAAUAGCAAUUUUGAGUAACAAUAUUGGAGAAAAUGAACGAGUUCAGUAUCAUCUUAACUAUCUGAAGAAAAGAUUGCUACAACUGUGUGAAACCGUUAAAGUCCCUCCCAAAAAGCUGAAAGAUUUAACUAACGUGUCAAGUCUACUGAAAAUGGAAAGGGCACAGCACAGAGCUAAUGAAGAAGGUCUGGCAUUAUUGCAGGAAGAAAUAGAUAAAAUAGUAGAGACCGUAGAGUCAAUGACUGGGAAUAUUCAGAGCCUAAAGAACAAAAUUCAAGUUCUGACAAGUGAGGUGGAAGAAGAAGAGGAGAAAAUAAAACAGAUGUUUCACAUAGAUAGUAGUGGGGUACUCUGUCUUCCAGAACUUUCUCAGAAGAGUCUCAAAGCACCCACACUUCAGAAAGAAAUUUUGACAUUAAUUCCAAACCAUAACGCUCUUCUGAAGGACUUGGAUGUUCUCCAUAAUUCAACCCAGACGAGGAAUAUGUUAACUUUCAUCGAAGAAGCUUAUAAGAGACUGGAUGCCUCUUAAAGAGUUUUUUUAGACUGUUCUGUACUAAUUUAAUGUUUAUGAGUUUGUAAAACUGUUAGCCUAUGAUGAUACUGCAGAGGCUGAGGCUUCUUCAGGUUUUAUUUCCAACAUAUACUUAAAUUAGCUUCUGUAGAUCUAUUAGCAUCUAAUAUAGUCCUAAAAACUGUUUUUAGUAGUUGCCAAAUCUAGGAACUCAUAUUUCUGUUGUGUCUCUGGUUGUUUGAGCCACAGUCUAAUGAUUUAUAAUGGCUGAAUAGAGCUCAUUUAUUGGUUAGUGCAGAGGAACUGUGAUACUGUAAUGUAAUAUAUGUGAAGUGUUUAUAGUGCCCAG